This is a messenger RNA of Momordica charantia (bitter melon), 1687 nucleotides long. RefSeq names its product growth-regulating factor 4. Gene Ontology annotation, biological process: developmental process; DNA-templated transcription; regulation of DNA-templated transcription. The record is from RefSeq and is a predicted model, not a curated record. Gene Ontology annotation, cellular component: nucleus. Gene Ontology annotation, molecular function: ATP binding. NCBI's taxonomy places the organism in Eukaryota, Viridiplantae, Streptophyta, Magnoliopsida, Cucurbitales, Cucurbitaceae.
UUGAAAGUUGAAACCCCCAAUACCCCAAAAUCCCAAAUUUCCCAAAUACCCAAAAAAUAAAAAUGAGACCAAACUUGGCCUUCGGUUCCUCCACAGAUACUGCCCCCCCUUUACCCACACAAACCUUCGGACACUAAAAACAAACACUACAGAGAGUGACAGUGAGAGCAAUCCAGAUGGUGGAGACAGAGGCUGCUGGCUGAUCUAUGUCCCAUGAUUUUCUCUGUCUCAGACUCUGUUUGAGGUUUUGUGGGUGUUUUGUGAAAGGGGGUGUGGUGGGUUUUGAGGAAUAGUUGCAGAGAAACUGGUGGUGGUGGUGGGGGGCGGCGGCGGCGGCGGAGGAGACUGGUUAUUAUGAAUAGCAGUGGUGGUGUGGGUGAGGAUGGGGGUAGGACAGUGGUAUUAGGGGGAACAGCAGCAACAGCAAGUGGAAUGAUGGGGAUGAAUAGGUCACCUUUCACAGUGUCACAGUGGCAGGAGCUGGAGCACCAGGCUCUGAUCUUCAAAUAUAUGAUGGCAGGUCUGCCUGUGCCACCUGAUCUUGUACUCCCUAUUCAGAAGAGCUUCGAGUCCAUUUCUCAUAGGUUCUUCCAUCAUCCCACCAUGGCUUAUUGUUCAUUCUACGGGAAGAAGGUGGACCCAGAGCCUGGAAGAUGCAGGAGGACUGAUGGCAAGAAAUGGAGGUGCUCUAAAGACGCAUACCCGGACUCCAAGUACUGUGAGCGCCACAUGCACCGUGGCCGCAACCGUUCAAGAAAGCCUGUGGAAUCUCAAACAAUGACACAGUCGUCGUCCACUGUGACAUCUCUUACUGUUACCGGAAGCAGCAGCAGCAGCGGAGCUGGAAGCUUCCAUGGCCUUCCGUUGAAUCCCUUGAGCAAUUCUCAGGGCACUGCCACUGGGACCAGCCAGCCUCACUACCCGUUGGACUCCAUUCCCUAUGGAAUCCCAAGCAAAGAUUAUAGGUAUCUUCAAGGGCUUAGACCUGAGGCUGGAGUGCAUAGUUUCUUCUCUGAGGCAUCAGGAAGCAGUAGGGCUGUUCAGAUGGAUCCUCCAAUGGACAACACAUGGCCAAUGAUGCCAUCAAGAUCCCCGUCUUUCCCGGCAUCGAAAUCGAGCGAUAACUCUAUCUUCCAAAGCGGAUAUCCGCAGCAUUCGUUCUUCGGUGGCGAAUUUGCAUCUGGAGAAACUCUGAAACAAGAAGGUCAAUCCCUUCAGCCAUUCUUUGACGAGUGGCCGAGAGCCAGGGAGUCGUGGACUGGACUCGACGACGAAAGAUCCAACCAAACUUCCUUCUCCACAACGCAGCUCUCGAUAUCAAUUCCAAUGGCUUCGUCCGACAUGUCAACCACGAGUUCAAAAUCUCCUCAUGAUAAUUGAAAGCAGCAUAUGAUGCUUUGAGAAAAUUUUCAAGUUUUAUCUCUCAGAAACUUCGAUGCCCAAAUUUUGAAAGCUAGUUCGUCGUUCGCAUUCGGUUUAUGCGAGCGAGCGUGCGGGUCGUUGGAGAAUUCUGUUGUAUUCUUGUCUUCUUGUCCCUUUGCAGCUCUGUUUUUAUUGGGUUCUAAACACUUUGUUAUGUUAUGUGUAAACAAUUCAGAAGCUGAAUGUUGUUAGGUAUGGAAUAAUACAGAACUAUGGUUUUAAAGUUUAGAGAAAAUUAAGAUUACAAUGAGGAUUUGUAGUAACA